Molecule: messenger RNA, 4309 nt
Organism: Aegilops tauschii subsp. strangulata
Lineage: Eukaryota; Viridiplantae; Streptophyta; Magnoliopsida; Poales; Poaceae
Biological process (GO): negative regulation of translation; RNA export from nucleus
Molecular function (GO): rRNA N-glycosylase activity; structural constituent of nuclear pore; protein binding
Source: RefSeq, a predicted model, not a curated record
UCCGCCCGCCGCGUGAUCCCCCCCUCCUAACUUCCCGAACCCUAGGCCCCGGCCGCCACCGCCGGCCAUGGCGGCGCCCCGCGAGCUGGACCUCUCCGACGAGGUCGAGGGCCAGAGGGACGGCACCACCGACUUCGUCUUCUGCCUCGUCGGCGACCCCAUCCCCGUCCUGCCCCCCGCCUCCGCCCCGCUCCCCCUCUUCGACCUCCAGUCCCCUCCCGCGCGCCCGCUCGCUGUCUCGGACGGCCACGCCGCCGUCUUCCUCGCUCACCCCGAUGGGUUUAUCGCCGUGAGGACGAAGGCGUUGAUCGAGGCCAGCGAGGAGGCCAGGGAGAAGGGCAAGGCGAGCACCCGCUGCGCCCAGGACUGCUGCGUCACCGACGUGCCCCUCCCCGGCGUCACUCUCCUAGCGCUCUCCCGCGACCAGUCCGUGCUAGCUGCCUGCACGGGCAGCGAGAUCCAGUUCUUCUCGGCUACUUCCUUGUUCACUGACAAGGAUAUCAAGCCGUCAUCAUCAUGUAGCAUGGGACGAUCUGGCAGUGUCAAAGAUUUCAAAUGGCUAGAUAAUGCCUAUAUUGUACUCUCGAAUGGUGGAUUAUCUCAUGGGAGUUUGGGGCAAGGCCUGAAGGAUAUAAUGGAAAAUGUUGAUGCUGUUGACUGUUCCAAGGACGGGAACCAUAUUGCUGUGGCAAGAAAGAAUUCACUCAGGAUAUUAUUGCCAGAUUUGAAGGAAACAUGUUGCAUGGCCCUCUUGUUUCAGUUGUGGCCUGAUAGUGAUUCAGAGGGCACUGACAUCAAAGUGGAUUCCAUCGGGUGGGUUCGCGAUGAUAGCAUUGUUGUUGGUUGUGUUCGAUUGAAUGAAGAAAGCAAUGAAGAGGCUUAUCUGGUACAAGUUAUAAGAAGCGGAGGAGAUACAUUUUUCGAGAGCUCAAGCAAGCCAGUUGUUUUUAGCUAUGAUGUUUUGAGAGGUAUAAUGAAUGAUAUUUUACCAUCUGGAGUUGGACCAAAUCUGCUAUUGGGCUAUCUGCAUCGCUGGGAUCUCCUGGUUGUUACAAAUAAAAAGAGCACUGAUGAUCACAUUUCUCUUUUAAAAUGGCCAUCUAGAACUGAUGAGGAAAGAACUGUGGUAUACCUCAAAAUGGUGGAGGAUAACUAUAGCCCUAGGAUUGAUCUGCAAGAAAAUGGUGAUGACAAUGUUUUAUUGGGGUUUGGUGUGGAGAAUGUUUCAUUAUUUCAGAAGAUCACAGUACUGGUUGGACCUGAACAGAAGGAGGUUGCCCCUCAACAUCUUCUACUUUGUUUGACUAGUGAAGGGAAACUAAUGAUUUAUUAUCUUGCCAGGAUUUCUGACCCUUCUGAUUUACCUCAAAAAAGUCUGUCUACCAUUGAGGAUACUAAUGUGAAUGAACAAAUUUCUCCUGCAACUGCGUCUAAUAAGCAUCUGACUGUAAGUGUUAUUUCAACUUCACACGACGGCAAGAGUCUGCUCGCAGCACAUGGGACGAUGGCCACACACGACGGCAGCAAGGCGAAGAAAGAGAAGGACCCAGGUGAAUCGUGUAGAAGAUUGUUCAGUGCUGUAUGCAAGAAACUCAGAGAUGAGCGCGAAAAAUACGAUGCUGAGCCGGAAAAAUACAAAGAUGAGCUCACUACAGAUUCUGAAGACUGGACUCUUAUACCUAUAAUUGAAAAGAUGCUGAAUGCUCCUACUGAUUGUGCUGAAUCACCAGCAGAGUACUACAGCAAAUUGACUAAAGAUCUGCAGACGGUAACCAAAAGAAUCAAUGCACGGAAACGUGCAUUCGAGAGAGAUGAUCUGGUGAAGACGCUGCGAAGGUCGAUAUGGGAAAUCUCUCGGGUUGACUCAGCUGACCCAUUUCUCGACAAAAAAAGAAAGACCGAAGCUGUGCAAGCAUGCAGCUGGCUUGACAACAGGCUGAAAGAGCAGGGGUCAAUCUCAAUAUAUGAAGUUCCUCCUUCCCUAACAUGUAAAGAUAUACAAAACUGGAUUGACAAGCUAAACCAAGUGAAAAAACCCAAAAGCCUUCUAAAAGCAUUGGAUCCUAAACAGAGUGAAGUUAUCUAUUUUAACCCAAGCCAAGACGGUGCUCUCGGAAAUUUCGUCAAUUACUUCAGUGAUAGGUUGUCUGAUCAUGCACAGAGGCAGACGUAUCGACAUGGAGAAGACUCCUGCCGUCUAUUGGAGAUUCAGAAGCCAAAUGAACAUCCACCUAGAUGGAUGUUGGUUAACGUGCUGGAAGAUGGUCCUCCAGUCGAAGGAGUUCAUCCAGUCGUGCAUUACUUGCGGAGUGAUAACUGUUAUCUAUCUGCUUUUAGUAAUAGCAAGGGUCAAAUUUAUGAGCUUGUGGAGCAUAACUCUAUGCGAAUGAUCGAAGGUUCUCUUCCACUUGGAUUCGGUAGAGACUAUCCAAGUCUCACGAACUAUGAAAAACCGGAUCCUCUUCCAGAAGGUGUAACUACUGAAGAUAGAAUGUUGGAAAUAGUUCUGAACAUGGAGUAUUUUUCACGCGGCAUUGGAGCGCUGUCAAGAUAUGACCAUAACAUUCUGGCAGAUCAUAAUGUGAGUGAAGCUGUAAAGCAAGAGAUGGUUCGAGAAAUGCUAGAGGCAUUAGCUCGGGAUGCUGUAAUUUUAGCUGAGGUGUCACGCCUUGUUACCCUGUUCCUGUCAGUGAACCAAAACUGGAAGGAGUCGCAUUCCACCCUGACAAAACUCCUGUUUAAGCACAUGAUGCUUUGGGGGGCCUACUCUGUCAAGGUCCGGACUGGUGCGAACAAUUCUAAGGAUGACAAAAUCCGGCUAUUUACUCAAGAAGCAUUUAAGGUGCUUAAUCUCGUUCUUAACGCAAAGGGUCCUGGAGCUAUUGAGAAUAGACCCAUGGCACCUGGUAAUGAUGGCAAAGGAUCAGAUGACUCUGGCGGUGAUGACGUAGACCAACAAACACCUGAAUCAAGUCGUGGACAGCCUGCUAAGGACAAGAAAUCAAAGAUGUCUGGAUCUGGAUCACUUGACAGGUCUGAUGAUAAUCUGGGCGGUGGCCAUGAUGGUGGAACCCAAAAGUUAAAUUAUGAUCAUUGCAGACCGGAGAUAACUGAGACCAGCAAAGUCCAUAUGGCUUUCCUGACAGGAUUGAUCGUUGGCAAGAAUUUUCUUCAGCCUAAGAUCAGCCAGAGCCUCACAAAAAGUGGUCUUGAACUUCCGAUCAUCAGUAGAAGAAGUGUGCAGGCAAAUGGAACUGGUUUGGGUCAGGUGAUGUCAUUAGCACAUGAAACUUCAUCUGGCCCUGUUGCUGGGAGUUCGAUUGAGGAUUAUAUGACCAGCAUACCUACCCCAUCAACAGCAGUUUAUACUGGCCAGACCCUUUUUGAAAUUUUUGCGGUUCACACCAACUUAAGCUUGAUAAGUACCAUUGUACUUUAUGAUGAUCAGGGUGGUACUCUAGUAUACGAGUCAAAUGAAGCAAAUAAGGAAAAGUUUAUUCGUCGGCGCUCCAAGUGGCUGUCAAAGCAUACCGGAAAAAUCGCAGCUGAUUUCACCGAUUCUCUUAUUCUGAGAGGACCGACCCGUCCUAUGACUGCUCAUGCAGGUUGUUGGAUUUUUGAGAUCGAUGUGCCUAUUGAGUCAUCUUUCAGUUCGGAAGAUUCUGAAUUCCCUGAUACAAUAUUUGAGACAACCCUGUGUUUGGAUGACGAUUAUAUGGAUAAUCCACGUUGCAGCUUAAUAUCCAUAAGAGGUGGCUUCAUAAACCUCACCUCCAUUACAUUUACCAAUGCUCUUAGAUCUACAGUUAGGUUUGCUUUUGAUGGUCCCUUGGAUGCCAGUGAGGUCCGAGGUAUACUUACGCUAUCCGUUGAAGGCUAUGACGCCAAAUUUACGAUCUUGAAAAGUCGAGCCCUUGUAUAUCCUGUCGGUCAGACAAAAUUUGAAGUCCGUUUACUUAGACAUGUUUUGGCCCUUCCCGUCGGAUGUCGUAUACAUGUCAAAGGCAACUUGAAGCUUGGAAGACAACAGAGUGUGCAUGUAGAUAAGUACCUUGUACUCGAUAGAAAAAUAGUAGAGGUUGAAUGGCCUUUUGUUCCAUUGAUUAAGGCUCGCAUAUGUAUUGAAGUAUGUGAAUUUCCGUAGUAGCAAUCAGUGUCUUGAUGUGUAAUAUCAGCAUGGCUCCCUAUUGGCAUGUGUAAUAUCAGCAUGAAUAUUCUUGCCUGAAUCUCUGAAGACUUCUGUGUCUGGAUGUGUAAUAUCAACAUUCUUGCAGUAAUAUAUCUCUGAAGUCUGUGUCUGGAUGUGUAA